GCCUAAUUAUUCCAAUACCUGAAUUUUAUGUCGUUGUAGAACAACUACUUUUACUAAAUGUAUGAAAAUUAGACAAAUUCAGUAACAUUUUACAUUGUGUUACCUGAGAUAUUCUAAAUGGUAUGCCCCUUAUGAAAAAGUGUUCUUGAAGACAUAUUGUAAGAAAUUAUAGAUGUUUUUUUUUCUCUUUUUGUCCUCUACAAGUAGUGACUGAGCUGAACACCUUCCGAGAUGUUUCUUCCUACCUCUAGCUUCUUAGCACAACUCUAUAAGGCGCUUUCGCGGCGGAAACGCCAGGAAGAUGAUGGAGGAGAAACUAAAUUGGCACGAGUACUGUCGCUCUUUGACCUCACAGCACUUGGAGUGGGUAGCACCCUUGGUCUUGGUGUCUACGUGCUCGCAGGAGCAGUGGCUAAAGAGUUGGCUGGUCCUGCUGUGGUCAUUUCCUUCCUGAUUGCUGCUAUUGCAUCUGGCUUCUCAGGACUUUGUUAUGCCGAGUUCGCGGCACGAGUCCCAAAAGCUGGAUCAGCCUAUAUCUACAGCUAUGUGAGCAUAGGCGAAUUCGUAGCCUUUACCAUUGGAUGGAAUCUUAUCCUAGAACAUGUGAUAGGAACUGCUAGUGUUGCACGUGGUAUGAGUGGAUACCUCGAUUCACUCUUUGACAAGAAAAUGUCAAAGACUUUGAGAGAAAUGUUUCCAAUUAAUGUGGCUUUUUUGGCUGAAUAUCCUGACUUUUUCACCCUUAUCGUAGUGACUCUUUUAUCUGUUCUUCUUGCGAUAGGGGUUAAAGAAUCCACUAUGAUCAAUAAUAUCUUUACAGCAGUUAAUAUGUCCACUAUUUUUAUCAUAAUUAUUGCCGGAUUGACUAAAGUAAAUAUGAAAAACUGGGCCAUUGAUCCUACAUCUCUAGAUGAUUGUAAAAUAGAAAAUUGUGGAUCAGGAGGAUUUAUGCCAUUUGGAGUUGCAGGAGUAAUAGCAGGUGCAGCCAAGUGUUUUUACGGUUUUGUUGGAUUCGACAUUGUAGCAACUACUGGAGAAGAGGCCAAAAAUCCCAAGCGAAACAUUCCUCUGUCAAUUUUUUUAUCCCUCAUUAUCAUAUUUCUUGCAUACUUCGGCAUUUCUACAGUUUUGACCAUGAUGGUGCCAAGCUAUAAGCUAGAUUUAAAUGCACCUUUUCCAUAUGUUUUUGAUGCAAUUGGUUAUGUGGAGAUCAAAUGGGUGGUAACAAUUGGGGCCAAUUUUGCUCUUAGUACUGCACUUCUCGGAGCAAUGUUUCCUCUGCCAAGAAUUCUCUAUUCAAUGGCAAGUGACGGAAUCCUCUACAAAUUCCUGCAGCAUGUAUAUCCAAGGACUAAAACACCUGUGAAAGCAACAAUGGUUUCAGGAAUCUUAGCCGCUAUUUUGGGGGCCAUCUUCAAUCUUCAUCAAUUGAUUGAUAUGAUGUCAAUUGGGACACUUCUAGCCUAUACCAUCGUGGCCAUAUGCGUUUUGGUACUACGCUACCAGGACGAGAAUAUGUGUGAGAACUCUAUCGAUCAACAUUCUAAUCUCAUUUCUAGAACCUUCAACACGAAAGGUGUAAAGAAGCCUAAUCCAAGUACCAGCUCAAUCAGCAAAAAUGGCAUCAUAUUGUUUAGUGUGUUGUCGAUUAUCUUUUGUGCAUUAACUACUUUUGCAGAUAUCAUUGGAUCCUUCAGUGCUCAAUUCGGUUUUGCAAUCGUUGUAGUUGCCAUGAUUGCCUGCAUGUUAGCUAUAGGACGCCAGCCUGUUUCUCAAAUUGAGCUGACUUUCAAAGUCCCUUUAGUACCUACCCUUCCUUGCCUUUCAGUCCUCAUAAACUUGUACCUCAUGUUCCAACUUGACAUUUACACGUGGAUCCGUUUCGUUGUGUGGUUGAUCAUUGGCUAUGUCAUGUAUUUUAGCUAUGGUAUUAAGUAUUCCGUAGAAGGAAUUCUACUCAAAGAUAAAGAACGCAACGAAGAUAUGACGGAAUCUGGCAAAACCGAUUGUACAAAUAAUCAAAUAAGCGGCACCUACAACAUUACACUUAAAGAAUAAGGCAUCAUCAAUUGCGUCAUUAGAUGUUUAAGUCAUAAAAGAAUUCUUAAAGUAAAGCAUUUUAUUGUGAUAGAUAUAAGUAAUUAAGGCAAAUAUGUGAAAUUUUGAGACAUCAAUGUUCAAUACUUACCAUAUGAAUAAAUAAAUAUAUAUAAUUACUUCUUAAUAUUUCAUCUGUAUACGCAGUGUUAUAUUAAUUUAUUCAAAAAUAAAGAUGUGGCUCAGUGAAAAUA
Phlebotomus papatasi is the source of this 2291-nucleotide messenger RNA. Its product is annotated as high affinity cationic amino acid transporter 1-like. The transcript has 3 exons. Gene Ontology annotation, biological process: transmembrane transport; amino acid transport. Lineage: Eukaryota; Metazoa; Arthropoda; Insecta; Diptera; Psychodidae. The coding region runs from base 232 to 2058 and encodes 608 amino acids. Gene Ontology annotation, cellular component: plasma membrane. Gene Ontology annotation, molecular function: amino acid transmembrane transporter activity. The record is from RefSeq and is a predicted model, not a curated record.